GGGAGCAGCGUUGAGUUUCCUCAGAGUUUUUUAUUCUAACUGUAGAACCCUCUACAACUUCGUUUCUCUCCUCCGAAUCAUCUUCCGAGACGAUGGGGAACGAAGGCAGCAUCGAGGGAGAGGGCCAGCCGGGACAGCCCGGCUCUACUGUUCCUUCCCCGGGGGCUCCGACUUCCAUUUCAGCACCAGCAGGCUCUGGACAGCUCAUCAAGCCCAGCAAUGGUGCGCCAACGGGAGGGACGGGGGCCGGACCCGGCCCGGGGAUUAACAGCAUCUCUGGAAGACCCCCCCAGACAGACCCUGGGUCCGGGCCCAAGGCGGGGGUCCAGACUGGGCCUGGGACGGGGGACCGCCUGGCCUCCCAGAGGGAGCAGCAGGGUCAGAGCCACGUUGCCCGCAAGAACCUCCAGGUGGACGUGGGUAGUAGCAGGACAGGACGGUCCCCAUCGGUGUCCCCCGCCGUCACCCCCACCUCACCCUACUCCGUGCCCCAGAUCGCCCCCAUGCCCAGCAGCAAGCUGUGUCCCGUCUGCAAGACGGCCGACCUGACGGGCACCACGGAGGACAACCAGCCAAACUGCAGCACCUGCACCCAGUGCCGAUCCACGGUGUGCAACCAGUGUGGCUUCAACCCCAACCCGCACCUCACCGAGGUCCAGGAGUGGCUGUGUCUGAACUGCCAGAUGCAGAGAGCUUUGGGAAUGGACAUGGAGACACCUCGCUCCAAGAGCCAGCAGCAGAUUCACUCUCCGUCUCACCAAGCCAAACCAGAGCCCAUCUCUGAACCUCAAACUCAGCCCCCACCCCAGCCCCAACCUCAGCCCCAGGUCCAACCUCAGCCCCAGCCCCAAGCCCCACAUAAGGCACAGCCUCUAACCCAGCACCAGGCUCCGACACAGGCCCAGCCCCCACCGGGCCCUAACAGACAGACUGGUCCAGGCCCGGGACAGACCGCUCAGCAACAGAGAAGUCCAGGGGGCCCUGCUCCAGCCCAGGGUCAGGGUGGGGCUCGUCUCCCCCCAGGAGCUGUCCCUCUCCCAGGCAUGGCCAAAGCCCCAUCCCAGCCUGACCUCCGUGGCUCCCCUGCCCACCAGCCCCUGCCCCUCCGCCAGGACCACACCCGCAGCGCAGGGAGCUCCCCGUCACGCCAGCCUCCGCCCCCGGCCGCCGCCCCCGAGCAGACCUUUGGGAAGCUGUUUGGAGGCUUCGGUGGCUUCGGUGCCUCCCUCCUCAACCAGGCCAGCACCCUCAUAUCAGAUAACCCAGUAGCUGCUCCGCCGCAGCCCCAACAGCCCCCCAAACCUGCCCCCAAACCAGCCGGACCCCAGGGACCUGCAGCUGGGGCUGGGAAACCACUAGGAACUCAUUCUGGCCAACAGGGACCCCACGCACCCCAACAGGGACCCCAUGCACCCCAACAGGGACCCCACGCACCCCAACAGGGACCCCACGCACCCCAACAGGGACCCCUCCAGCAGCAGGCCAAAGGUGCCUGCUGUCCCCUGUGUAAGACCAGUCUCAACGUGGGGGUGACGGCCGAGCCGGCCAACUACAACACCUGUACCCAGUGUCACGCCCAGGUCUGCAACCUCUGUGGAUUCAACCCUGCACCCCAUCUGGAGAAUAAAGAAUGGCUCUGUCUGAACUGCCAGACCCAGAGAGCUUUGUCUGGGGCCCUGGGAGACACGCCACUUCCUGCUCCUCAGCCAAUGGGAUCCCCACGGCACCCAGCUCCAGCCAAUCAACCACAGCCUCAGCAGAGAGGGCCCAAUCAGCAGGCAGGGCUACGGCCCACUGGUCCUCAACAGCAACAGAAACCACCGGGUGCCCAAGUAAGUGGCCCUCCUUUCUCCCCUGCCAAACAGGCAGGGCCCACCGCCCAAAGCAAGGGGCCUGCUCAACCGUCCCCUGCUAAAACAGCCCAGCCCUCUCCUGCUAAGGCACAACCGUCCCCUGCUAAAACAGCCCAGCCCUCCCCUGCUAAGGCACAACCCUCCCCUGCUAAAACAGCCCAGCCCUCCCCUGCCAAGGCACAACCGUCCCCUGCUAAAACAGCCCAGCCCUCCCCUGCUAAGGGUGCACCCUCCCUUGCCAAACAGACAGGACCCACCACCCAGAGUAAGGGUCCUGCCCAGCCCUCCCCUGCUAAGGGCGCACCCUCCCCUGCCAAACAGACAGGACCCACCACCCAGAGUAAGGGUCCUGCCCAGCCCUCCCCAGCCAAGGGCGCACCCUCCCCUGCCAAACAGACAGGACCCACCACCCAGAGUAAGGGUCCUGCCCAGCCCUCCCCAGCCAAGGGCGCACCCUCCCAUACCAAAGCUGCACCCACCCCUAGCAAGGGUGCACCCUCUCCUGCUAAGGGUGCACCUACCCAACCUAAACCCAACCAGAGUGUACCCAACAAGCAGUCUGGUAAACAGCAGCAGGGCCAGGAGAAAAUUAGAGUCGCCACCAAAACUCAAAAGGAAGCAGAAGUCAAAGCCUCGCCCAAGAAGGGAGCGCCUGAGACCAUCACCACAUCAAAAGAUGAAAAGAAAAAACCUGCUGGAGACUCGCAGAAGUCAAAACACCAUGACUAUUCCAACAAGUCCAGCACACAGAGCCUCAGUGACACGGGCUACUCGUCAGAUGGGAUAUCCGGCUCCAUGGGCGAGAUCACAGGCCAGAUCCAGGAGGAUCCGGGGUUGAAGCUGAGUGAACGAGGCCCCUCUAGCCCCUCUGAGAUAACCAAGCUGGAGAGCUCCAUGCGGCCGCUGCUUGAGUCAAAGUCCAAGGCCGCUGCAGACCAGGGCCGGGGGAGGCCUCACUCUCUGUCCAUUGGCCAGGACGAGGAGUACAACUCGGAUGGGGAAGUGUCGGACGAUCUCAGCUCAAAGCUGCGCCACGACUAUGUGGAGGACAGCAGCGAGAGUGGUCUGUCUCCCUUACCGCCCAGGCAGAAGAAGUCCCAUAAAGAAAUGACAGAUGAGGAGUUCAUGAGGAGGCAGAUCAUGGAAAUGAGCGCUGACGAGGAUGAGAUGGAGGAGGAGGAAGGGUACGGCUACCAGAAAACUAAAAACAAAAAGGAUUUGGGGAAGGAGAAACGACGCAGCCUCACCCACCAUUCCAGUAGUUUUGAAGAGGACACCAAGGGCGCCGAUGGUGAAGAAGACGAAGGUAUGAUGGCUUCCCAAGGAGGCCUGCGGCGGUUUAAGACCAUCGAGCUGAACAACUCAGAGCAUGACCUCAGAGAGCCAGAGCUGGAGAUGGAGAGCCUGACUGGAUCACCAGAGGAGCGGUCGAGGGGGGAGUAUUCAUCCACCCUACCUGCCACCACUCCCAGCUACACCUCCGGCACGUCCCCUACCUCUGUGUCCUCCAUGGAGGAUGACAGUGACAGCAGCCCCAGCCGCAGGCAYAGACUGGAAGAAGCCAAGCAGCAGAGGAAGGCUCGCCACCGCUCCCAUGGCCCACUCCUGCCCACCAUCGAGGACUCAUCRGAGGAAGACGAGCUGAGGGAGGAAGAGGAGCUUUUGAGAGAGCAGGAGAAGAUGAGAGAUCUGGACCUGCAGAGAAUCCGCAGCACAGCCAGGAAAACUAAGAGAGACAAAGAGGAGCUGAGGGCCCAGAGACGUAGAGAGAGAUCCAAGACUCCGCCCAGCAACCUCUCUCCCAUCGAGGAUGCAUCCCCAACAGAGGAGCUGAGACAGGCAGCAGAGAUGGAGGAGCUCCACAGAUCCUCCUGCUCAGAGUACUCCCCUUCCAUGGAUUCAGAGGCAGAGGGCUUUGAAAUGAUGGGCUCCAAGCUCUACAAGUCAGGAAGCCACCACAACCUCCCCACGUUCAUGUCUCUCUACUCCCCCACUGAAAAACCUACUGCCACUUCACCGUCUGACAAGACACUUAAAAGUGCAGAGGAGGUUUAUGAAGAAAUGAUGAGGAAAGCAGAGAUGCUGCAGCAGCAGCAGGGACAGCCAGGAAGGCCAGGUCAACAACAAGGAAGUCCACAAAGGCAACUGGCUGGGGCACCUCAGCCUGGCAAUAAACAACAUCUAGACACUGGAGCUUCCCUAACACCUGGCUCCAGCCCCACACAGAUCUCUGCACCUGUUUCCUUCUCCUCAAACGACCCACGUGGGUCUGGAAGAGGGAUCCCCCAAGGAAUCAGUGUGACACAGCAUCUAUCGAAAGAAACCCAAGACAGGAUGAGGACGCAGACUGCCAAAAUAGGGGGUGUUAUCCCCCCGGCAGCUGGAAGACCAGGUACUCAUGGACCAGCACAGGGGGUGCCUCCUCCUGACCCUGGAGUGCCCUCCAUCGCAUCCUCCCUCUUCUCCUAUUUUAAAGGCCCCAGUCCUCCUGUUUCCCCUGCUCCCUCUCCCUCACAGAGCCCCACUCAUUCCCCGUCCCCACGACCCACAGGGCCUGGGGUGUCCCCACGACCCACAGGGCCUGGGGUGUCCCCACGACCCACAGGGCCUGGGGUGUCCCRACGACCCACUGGGCCUGGGGGGUCCCCACAACAUUCUCAGCCUGGCGCUGGUGGCCCAACCUCCCCAAUACCGCCACAACAACAUGGAGCCCAUACGCCACAAAGAUCAGCGUCGCCACGCCUUGCAAGACAACAGUCCUCCUCCGACUCACCAGUAAUGGUGAUAACUCUGGGCUCUGAGACCACCACCAGUUCUGCCAAGCCUUUAACUGUAAACUCUUCCACUUCGCCCCUGUCCUCGCCAACACAGGGUAUACGUCAGCCCAUGUAUCAGCAACAUACUCCUUCAACAAGCUCCCCAACAUCCCCACAAAUGCACCCACUGCACCAAACCRCUCAACCCGGUUUACAGAGGCCCCAAUCUGAGAGGGUUAAUAUUGGCAUGAGCAUGACAAUGACAACCACAGCUACCACAUACAGUCGUGGGUCAAUGUCAAUGGAAAAUAUCUCCCUAUGUAGAAUCUCCAACGUUCCAGGUACCUCUAGGGURGUGGAGCAGGGCCAAAUUCAAAUGCAUCCGAGUGGACCUGCAUCUGUGGUGGACCUGAGAGCACCAAUGAAGCCCGCCCCAAUCAUCAUGACUGACCAGGGCAUGGAUCUAACGUCUCUGGCAACUGAUACAAGGAGGUAUUCUCUCGAUGCUGAACAACCACCCAGCCGCCACACAGCGGUACAGGACCUGAAUGCAGCCAUGAACCUGAAUGCACAAGAGCAGCCGCAUGUGUCUGCGUCCACUCCAACAACAGUCACCGUGGCAGCCUCCAUGUUUAUAUCUCAGCCGAAGGGGCAUCCAGUGGUUUACGGAGAUCCCCUUCAGAACCGUAUGGAUCUGGGGCAAGGCAUUGGAUCAGCAAUGUGUCUUACACAAACUAAGACACCCAUCACUGACCCGUCCAUUCCUAAGAUUGACGCAUGUCUYGAGGAUCUGGGCAUCCAGCAGCAGCAGCUCCAGAUGCAGCAGCAGAAGCUCCUACAGCAACAACAGCUCCUCGAGCAGCAACUCCAGCAGCACCAGCAGUCCUCUUUCGCUCGCUAUAACCUAGCAAACCAGGUCCAGCCGCUGUUYCUGAAGAAAGACCUGGUGGUGAGCCAGACAAGCAUUGGCAUUGCUCAGCCUGUGGUCAGUGURAGUGCAAUUCCUAGAGUAUCUCCCUUACCUCCUCAGCCAGUGUCUGUGGCUCCACCUUCCUCUAACACUCAGCAUGACUAUUGUCAGGGUGGGCUUGCUUUGGAGUUGAAGAACAAGCCCACGGUCAUGAACCUGUCCACGGGAAAGCCCCAUGUCAUGAUGGUCCAACUGGAAGACCGCAAUACAUCUCAGGUGGCCACAGUGACUCAGCUGGUSAAAGAGCCUCCUCCRCCUCCCCAGGUCCUGGAUCUCACUGGUGGACAGAUGCAGAAACCAGAGAACCAAGUGGCUUGUUGUGACGUCGUUUACAAGCUACCCUUCGCUGGUAGUUGUGCAGGMAACUUAACUCAGAAAAAUCUAACCACUGAACCUUCCCAAGUCACCCUUCCACCCCCUGCCCCACAUUACAGUGUAAGCCAGCAGCAGCAGCAGCAGCAGCAGCAGCAUCAACAACAACAGCAACAUCAUCAUCAACAACAACAACAACAACCUGGAAAUAAUGGCUACCAGACAUCAAGCAUGCAAGGAGCACCAGAGGAGCUUAAACCAAUGCAGGGAGUCCCUCCAUACCCUAUACCCCCUGGAGGGAGACUUCAACCUUCCAUGUCUGACACCAACCUGUCUAAUGCAGGGCUUCAGUACUAUCAGAGGACUGACCCUGGGGACCUGGCCGUGGAUCUGAGCACCAUGAAUCAAACCUACGAAGGAGGAUAUCUUGGCAUGGGUGCGCAGUAUGGAUCCUACACAGACUUACGUCAUGAAGGAGAUGUUACAGGUCCUCCCUUACCUCUGCGAAGAUACGGCUCCAUGUCCAACAUCAACCAAGACUACGGCUAUGGUCAGGCAGGUUUACCGGAUGCCAACCUGGCACAGUAUAGUGCCACCACUGCCAGGGAGAUCAGCCGAAUGUGUGCAGCUCUGAACUCUAUGGAUCAGUUCGGUCAACGGUACAGCAACCCUGACAUGAUGCAGUAUGGUGCUGGAAGAGGAGCAGGCCCUGCAGCCAGGCUCAARCUACAGCAAAGUUUAGCAUCAAUCCGAGCCAACCUACUCUAUGGCCCUGACGGUAGGCCCACUGCACACGGCCAAGCCCUAACCAAUCUGAUCAAUGCCAGACAAGCAAGCAUACGGGCCUUAUAUCCAUCUGCAAUGAGAGGAGCUGAUGGCAUGACAUACUCCACCAUCAACAGCCCAAUAGCCUCUACCUUGCCAAUAACCACCCAGCCUUCCUCUGUUCUGCGACCCAUGCCACGAGGAAUAUACCGACCUUACCCUGCAGGCGUGACUGCUGUACCACUGGCUAGCCUCACCAGGUUGCCUCAUGUGACCCCAAGGAUGCCUCUGUCUACACAGGGACCUUACGGUUACGCUUCUCCCAACCAGUUUCCUACAACAGCUGGCGUUCCUGGAAAUGUACCUGACACAAGCACCUCCACCCAGGAAGCUCCUGUCUACCUUGGGAAGCCUUUGGCKACCGUCGCUGUGCACACAGCUGCAACUUUACCACCGGCCCACCCGGUUUCUCAUAUGGGUGGACAGAGUGUACAAACUACUGCAAUGCCAAUUCAGUCUGCAAACCAACAGACCCCCCAAACUCWUAUCCAAGCGCAGAAAGUUACGACACACCCCCAUACACAAACUCAAAUGCAAGCCCAAAUCCAUCAACAAAUGCAGUCCCAAAUACAGCAACAAAUGCAAACUCAAAUGCAACAACAAAUACCAACUCAAACUCAAGCUUUAUCCCUGACUCAAACCCAGUCCCAGCUAAUAACUCAGCCUCAGCCCCAGGCUCUAGUGCAGCAUCAGACUCAGCUGCAGCCCCAGACCACACUCCAGGCUGCAGCAGCCAGCACCACUAUUGCUACUUCCGUAGACCCAGAGCUAGAAAAAGUAGAAGAGCGUUUGAGACAGCAGCAAGAGCAGAUGCUGCAGAUGGAGCGAGAGCGUGUGGAGCUGGAGAAACUUCGMCAAAUGCGCCUACAUGAGGAACUGGAGAGAGACCGCAUGGAGCUCCAGAGGCACAGGGAGAAAGAACAGAUGCUGGUGCAGCGCGAGAUUCAGGAGCUGCAGACCAUCAAACAGCAAGUCCUGCAUCAGCAGCAAUCGGAAAGGGAGACACAGCUGGUCAUGCAGAGYGAACAGCUAGCCCAGCAGAGGAUGCAACUGGACCAGAUUCAGUCGCUGCAGCAGCAGCUCCAGCAGCAGUUGGAGGAGCAGAAGAGGCAGAAGACUGCAGUGGUGGAGGCAGCAGCUGCAGCCGCAGCAGCCGAGGCAGCUGCUUCAUCGGCAGCAGCAGCUGCUACAGCCACUACUGCUCAAGGGGUAGUAGUUGGAGGAGGAACCCCUCAAGGUUUCAUKAUCUGUGACCAGAGUGGUAGGGUGAUUCAACAGGAGGGCCAAAGUGUGCAGUUCUGGCAACCCCACAUGGAAGGGCAGGUGGUCCAAACAGUGGUGACCCCAAGGCCUAUACCUAGCUCUGCCUCUGAGAUGUCCUUCAGAAAUAGUGAGGAUCAGGCGGAGUCCAGGGUCAUGAAGAAGCGGAACUCUAUGCCUCGUCUUAGGGAUGAAGCAGAGGAGGAGCCAGUGAGGAGGAUUGCAGAUAGRUGCGUGCAGACGGAUGAUGAAGAUGGUGAGGACAGGUAUAUGAACCGUAGGGGCAGGAGAACCAGGCGCAUCGCCGACUGCAGCGUCCAGACAGACGACGAGGAUCAAGCAGAGUGGGAGCAACCGGUUAGGCGCAGGAGAUCACGCUUCUCCAAGCACUCAGACUCUAGCGCGGAGGUCAAAUCCGACGGAAUCUCCAAAGUGUCCUCCUCUAGCAUAGCCAUUCAGACCACCAAUGACUCCUCAUGCCAGACWGAGACAGACCAGUUGGGCAGGGUCUCACCUGCAAUCCACAUCACUGCGGCUGAGACAAACAAGGUGGAGCUACUACACUACAUCUCUGCUCCAGAGAGGACCCAUAAGGGUGAGAGCUUGGCCUGUCAGACCGAACCAGAAGUCCAGUCUCAGGGGGUGGUGGCCCCUCAGCUCAGCGUCCCCACCACCAUCAGCCCAUACUCCACCACCAUGCAGAUGGUAGGCUCCACCCCAUCUCCUCCCCAAGGGGUGGCCAAGUUUGAAAGGAGGAAACCCGAUCCUCUGGAUAUCGGCUACCAAGGCCAGCAGCAGAACGAGUCCCCAUCUCGCCAGCCUCCCAAGUCUCCUCAGGUGCUGUACUCCCCCGUGUCCCCGCUGUCACCRCAUCGGAUGCUGGAGACCACCUUCACCUCCCAGGAGAAACUCAACAAGGCGCACGUCACACCCCAGCAGAAAGCCUUCACUGCRGAGUCCCCUCAGCGUCAUCAGAGCCUCCCCAGGCCCAUCAAGAGUGUGCAGCGCUCCAUGUCAGACCCCAAACCCCUCAGCCCCACCUCAGAAGACCCUGCCAAGAACAGGUUCUCACCUUAUCAUCAGCAGGCCCUCUCCAACAGUCAGCUCCAGAUGGCCACCCUGCAGCAGCAGCAGAACUCUCUGAUGAGAAAGGUGAAGAGGACCCUGCCUAGCCCUCCUCCAGAAGAAAGCAGUCUCCCCAUCGUCACCCCAGCCAUGUCCCACAUGUACAGCAGCCCACCGGGGAUGCAGCCCCAGAGGGUGCUGCCAAGGCCCGCCCAGGGGGUCACUAAGGCUGGCCUGCUGAGCGAGCUGAAGGCCGUGGAGCAGGAGUCUACCAAGCUCCGCAAGCAGCAGCAGGAGCUGGAGGAGGAGGAGAAGGAGAUUGACGCCAAGCUGCGGUACCUGGAACUAGGCAUCCAUCAGCGCAAGGAGACCCUGGUGAAGGAGAGGGAGAGGAGGGAGCUGGCCUACAUGCGCUGCAUGGGCGACGCCCGUGACUACAUGUCGGACACCGAGCUUAACAACCUGAGGAUGGUUGCGGCCACGGGGACGUUCGAUGGUAACGGUCUGCUGACGAGGCCCAGCACGGCGCCGCUGAGCCAGUUCACCAACGACCUCGGCCCGGCCUCCCAGUACCCGCCCACCUCCUCCUACAUGGCCUAUCAGUACCCACAGAGCCAGCCCACACCCACACAGCAGCCAACCGCUGCUUACCAACAGAUCGGUUUCCAGCCCCCUCAGUACCCAACAGCUGGCCAGCCCCAGCCAGGCACCUUCCAGCCACACCCACCCCAAGGCCCAGGUUACCAGACCCAGCCAGGCUACCCAGCCCACGGGGGCUAUGGCCAACCUUCCUACCAUACAGACCUGGGCAUGCAGCAGCAUAGCCACCAGGGUUUCCAGCCUCCCAACCCCUCUAUCCCAGGCCAACACCUCCCCUACCCAGGUCAGAGCCCCUACCCCGGCCAGGGGAUGUCCUAUCAGCCCCAGGCUGAGAUCCUUACUGUCCACCAGAGGCCUCGUCAGACCUCCCUGGCUGACCUGGAACAGAAGCUGCCCACCAACUACGAAGUGAUCAGUAACCCUGCCGUCUCGGUGGCCACAUCAGCUCCAGACACCUGCUUUGGCACAGUCUAUUCCUCUAACACCAUGCCCAACGCUUACGGGCAGUACCGCCCCCCGGAACCUGUGCUGACCCACGGAGUGGACAGUCCCACAUCAGCCUAUGCUGCAGACGGCCUCUACACCUCCAACCUGGAGCAGAAUAUCCCCAGGAACUACGUCAUGAUUGACGACAUCAGCGAGCUGACCAAAGAGAACACGGGCCCUGCUGUUGAUGCUCUUGGCCAUCCAAUAGGAGGACGCUACGGUGAGAACGGCCCCGUGCGCCAGACUGGCUACGGCAAUGAGCCUGUGGACCCGUACAUGCCUGCAGGCACCACGGGCUACCACCAGCAGGGCGCUGUGGACCCCCGGACCAGCACUACUGGGGGAUCUUCUUAUUACUAUGACGACUAUAAUAAACACCCCAGCACAACACGUCCAGGGGGCCCAGGGCCCCAGAAACACCCAUCCAAGAACCUGGCCCCUGCCGUGGUCUCCUCCGGUAAGCGCAGCAAGCACAGGAAGCAAGGAAUGGAGCAGAAGAUCUCAAAGUUCUCCCCCAUCGAGGAGGCGCGGGACGUGGAGUCUGACCUGGCCUCUUACACCAUGACCACCUCUACCGGCGGCAGCUGCACCMUGGUGUCCCGGUCCGGGGUGAAGAAGAGCGGCUACGACCAGCAGAAGUACUAUGGCGGCCAGCCGGGAAGCCGGGAAGCCCUGGAAGAGGAGGACCGGAUGUAUGGCUCGGGGAGAUCCCGGUCYACAGGCUACGGCAUGGACAAGAUCUCCUCCAGGGACUCCUCAGGCUACAGGAGCAAGUCCUACGAGAGGGACGCCUUGGAGCGGUCUCAGAGAGGRAACCGCGGUGGACGGAACUCAGAGGAGGAGAGCCCCCUCAGCCCCGUGGGGAAGCCUGUGGGGAUCGGACGAGGCGGCACCGGGGUACCAGGGGAUCCCCAUGACGUGKGGAACCAGUACGGCUCCAGCCACUCCCUGCCGGACGUCCAGGAUCACCACAUGAAGGACCUGCCCAGGAGCCACGUGUACAAACCAGAUGACCCAUACCUUGUAGACGACAUGCACGCAGCUGUGUCGGACAGCGAAGCCUAUCAUUUGGGUCAGGAGGAGACGGACUGGUUUGAGAAGCCGAGGGAGGCUCGCGCCAACCGCUCCAGACACCAUGGGAGCGCAGGCCACAUCUCCACAGGUAGACAACAGACCAGCGCCAACGUGAAGCACACCUACCACGACUACGACGAGCCCCCCGAGGAGCAGGACCUGUGGCCUCAGGAUGAGUACAACAACCAACCUCGCCACCCCUCGUCCACCUCAUCAUCCCGUGACCACCGUGGUUACCAUGGCAGUAGCGGCGGCAGUUCGGCGAGGCACUCAUCUUCCCGCCACUCUGGCGAGGAGCCCCGGUCGUCCAGCCGCUCCUCCAGAACACACCCCAAAGACCCAUCCACCCGCUCUGAGGGCCGUGGAUCCUCCUCCACCCAGAAGAGGGGAGGCUCGGAACCCCGUUCCUCCCGGGAGGGCUACCGGGAUCGGGACUCUGGGGACUACUCCUCCCGUGAUCCGGCCUCCGGACACCACCGCGAGGGCACCGGGGGCAGGGGUCAAAGGCCGCCGGGCUCAUCUUCCAGGAGACAGGAGGGGGUGCCCUCUACAGGGGCCAAGCAGGGCCAGGGGCAGCAACCCCAGGCUGGUCCAGGGGGGCCCCAGCAGCAGGGGCAGCGUUCCAGUGGGCAGUCCCAGUCAGGCAGGCAGCCUGGGUCUCAGGGGCCAGACGGGGGACAGCCAGCCCAGCAGCCUGGCCAGCAGCAACAACGCACCCAGCAGCAGCAGCAGCAGCAGCAGCAGCCGCAGCAGCAGCAGCAGCAGCCCCUGCAGCAGAGCCAGCUUCCUCAGACCACUGCUGGGGGGCCUCAGGCCAAUCCAGGGACCGCAGGGCCAGGUCCCAUGGCAGGAGCAGGGACAGGACCAGGGACAGGACCAGGGACAGGACCAGGGACAGGACCAGGGACAGGACCAGGUACAGGACCAGGGGCAGGACCAGGAGCGGCACAGCACCAGGAUAAACCUGGCCAGACUCCGGCACAAGGCCGGCAGCCAGCUGGACCCACCGCGGGCCAGUCACCAACCACAGCCGCGACUCCUGCUACACCUGCAGCAGCCAUUGGGGGGGCGAAACCUGCAGCAGCGAUUGGGGGGGCAGCAGCAGCACAGCCUCCCAAGACAGUCACACCCCCCCUCACAGGCAUUGGCUCUAAAGCAGCCCCUCCUGGAGGGAUAGGUAGCAGGCCUGGUGGGAUCGGCAGUGCAGCGGCAGGCCAGCCCCCAGCGGACGGGGGAAACGUUCUCACCAAUAUCCUGGGAGGGGCGGGAGGGGCUGCCGAGCAGGCAGGGAAACUGGGUGAUGCUAUUUCUGGCCUCGGCAAGAAGUUCACUUCGUUUUGGUGAACGGAAGAGAGGAGGGGUAUGAGGAGUUGAGAUGGAGAGGGAUUGGAGGCUUGGUACUGGAAAAACCUAUGAAACUGUUUACGGCAUUUUAUACAUUUCACUAUCACAAGGAAACGGAGGAGGAGGGAGGAGGAGGGUACCUGAGCGCACCAYGCUGGAAUCAAAGGAUGCCUGGUCAGCACUGAACUCCCCAGACAUGAGCACACAACAUGAUCAGAAUUAGAAUGGGUGGAUGCUUUGUCAGCACUGGCUGGGAUUUCCAGACAUGAGCAGAGGAUUGAGGAGAGGACGAAGUGGAUGGAUAUCAAGUCAGAGCGGGCGUCCCAAGCAUGAGCAAACUAUUCAAGAGAGACUUCUGCUGCUGCCUCUGCUGGCUAUACACCAACAGAAUGCCAGGGAGAGCCUGCCUCACAGCUCCCGUAAGAGAGUGAAUAAGACAGAUAGAAUCCUCACCUCCCUGUCGGUUGUCUGCUUCCUGAGAGAUAUAACUCCUGAUCCAGGUACAGGACAGGGAGCUGUCACACACCUUAGGCUUGGCUUCGGCAUCUCUCAGCUCAGGGGGACAGCAACGGAGGAUGCUGUUUUUUCAUCUGAAUGUCUUGUAUCACUCGCUGAGGUUCUCCUGUUGGAAAACCAGGCCAGAUGGGAGCGUUUGUAGUUGAGGGAAGCUUCAUAGUGCCCUCUACAGGGCAUUGAGGGGAAGUCACUCUGUCUGAGGAAUCCACAUCUACUCGGGCCAAGUCCCAAAUGACACCCUAUUCCCUAUUUAGUGCACUACUUUCGACCAGGGUCCAUUGGGCUCUGGUCAAAAGUCGUGUAUUAUAUAGGAAAUAUAUAGGAAAUAGGGGACCAUUUGGGAUGCAGGGUCUGUCUGAGGAGUCCACAUCUGACCAGAAUCAUUCAUGACUCCACGCUUUUGUGCACAAAGGGCCUUUUUACAGCAUCACCAUUAUAACGCAAUGGAGGAGGUAGAUCGAGGUGCACAGCUCAUAGGUUUUACUAGUACCAAAGAGACUUCUUCGCUAACUAUGACWCUCUAACUACUACACCGGAGGAGGCAAGACGUUACUACGGCGACYGACAAAACAAACAAACAAUGCCCCUGUUAUUAAACCCUUGAAUGCUUGGUUUCUAUGAUCUCUACAUUCCAGUAUAGGGAACGAUGACCCUUUCUUUGAAUGUGUUUUUAUUUCUCGUCCACCUGUUGUGAUGAUAUGAUGUCUACAGAAUGCAACAUGUACACGUGGACAUGGGAAUGCACGCACAAUAAUAAUAAUAAUCGAAUAGAAACUCAUAUCUUCUUCGAUACUUUUUCCACCACCAUGUCCAGAAGAGGGGCCACUAGACAUUACUAGACGAGUAGGAUCGUGAGAGGAGGAGGACACUACCAGUGUGCCCCACCAAUGAGAGUGUGAGAUCUACACAGAAGAGAGAACCAAACGGAGCGCAAGUAAGCGUGGCCACGGCUGUUUUUUGUUUUUUUGCCAUCGCAAAGCCAUCAGUUGUCAAUCCCAGAGCACUUUGGGACUUUGUUGUUGUUUCGUUUCUUUUUAUGAGCUAUUUGUUGAUUUAUUUUCAUCUUGUUUAGUUUCUUAUCAUUUUUGCCUGGUAUUUUUUGGGAAAAGAAGAGCCUUAUUCGGUACAUAUUUUUUACUUGUAUACCUCAUAUGUUUUGAAACGUCCAUAUCAUACCUUUCUUAAUUUAUUUUUUUUGCACAAAUGUAUACUACUGUAUGUAUAUACAUCUAGCUAGAACACUGAUAAUGUAAAUGAUUAAUUUGUGUAUUUAUGAAUUUAUAUUUGUGACUGUUUUUUUUUCUUCAUGUUUUUCUUUGGUAAAUCUAUUUAUAUUUGAAUGGUCUAUGGUUUUCUUAUUUAUUAUCUUGUGUUUGAAUAAUUUGCUGGUUGAUUUUAAAAGCAAUAGCAUGCAGAAAACGUUAUACAGCACAAUGGUGUUAAUGUUGCUUAAAUUCGUGCUUGGGAAUAUCUGAAACAUGUUGAUAAACAUCAGUAAAUGUGUCUGAGAGAGUUGCAUAACCACACAUACACACCUAAAUCUCGACAUUUACGCUAACGCACACACACACACACACACACACACACAGGAUUGGUUGGAAGCAAUCAUCAUUUCAAAUGUUCUAUGCAAUGAUUCAUUUUGAAACUGGAAAAGACUCCAAAAAAGUUUAAUAUCAUGAUGACCAAUGUUACUCACACGACUCCCAACAUCAUUGUGAACUGAAAGACGUCAGAAAACGGUUAUGAACAUGUUUGUACUUGUAUGUAUGGAUCUUAAUAUUGAACUAUUGAAUCUAGACUUGUUUUUAUUUUUGUGGCAUGUUUAAUAGUACCCCAUCACCCCCCAUACGGGGGACUUGUUGCCAAAGGGUUAACUGUAUAGACUGUCAGUCAUGAAUGUCCAACAUCUUGUUGCUAGAAGCAUGGGUUUGCUUGGCUUCGUCCGGCUGUUUGUAUGACCUCAUUAAGUCUUGGCGUGUGUGUGGCUUGAGCAGGUUUCCACUGUGCCGUGGCGUGUUCGGCUUACAGUGACUGUCCAAUCCGUGCUGCUAUACAAACCUGUGAUGCAGUUGGUCAAGGAAUUCUCCAUUUAAAAUGUAAUUGUGCGUAUUACGGUCGGUGUAUAAUCUGA
Messenger RNA from Salvelinus sp. IW2-2015, 15192 nucleotides. Lineage: Eukaryota; Metazoa; Chordata; Actinopteri; Salmoniformes; Salmonidae. The record is from RefSeq and is a predicted model, not a curated record.